UGACAAUUAUAAUUUAUGUUUACGAGUUACCUACCUACCACGUGCGAAGUCUAAACAAUCACAUAUAACCAAGCAAUUUUAUAAAAUAUACCUAGUUGAACAUAUCUAAGAUUCAGAAACAAUGUCCUUUCGUGGACGAGGUGGGGGUGGUGGUCGCGGUUUUGGCGGUCGAGGAGGCGGCGGCCGUGGUGGAGGCGGUGGCUUCGGCCGAGGCCGGGGCCGCGGCGGAGGAGGUGGUGGCUUCAGACAACAGGACAUGGGACCUCCAGAUCAAGUCAUUCCAUUAGGCCACUACGGCUGGACAGUGCAGGACGACUUAGUGUGUAAAGUAGACAUAGAAGAUGUUCCAUACUUUAAUGCACCUAUUUACUUAGAAAGUAAAGAGCAAAUUGGUAAAAUAGAUGAGAUUUUUGGGAAUCUUCGUGACUAUUAUGUGUCAGUGAAGCUAGGUGAAAAUAUCAAAGCAAAAAGUUUUAAGGAUGGACAACAGUUUUUCAUUGAUCCUGCCAAAUUAUUGCCAUUGAAGCGUUUCCUGCCUCAACCGCCUGGUGCGAAGCGUGGUGUUGGUCGUGGUGGCAGGGGCGGACGAGGAGGACGGGGUGGUGGUGAUCGUGGCCGUGGAGGUGGUGGUUUUAACCGAGGAGGAGGUGGAUUCAACCGUGGUGGAGGUGGAUUCAACAGAGGUGGUGGUGGCUUCAAUCGAGGAGGUGGGAACAGAGGUGGUGGUGGAUUUAACAGAGGAGGUGGAGGAUUCAAUAGAGGAGGAGGGGGAUACAGAGGGAGAGGUGGAAGCUAGUUGGUGCAAUUGUGACAAAACUUUUAUAUAUGCAAAAGAUAUACAUGUUAGUAUAUAUUCAGUGAAGUGAUAAGAUUCAAUGACUACAAUAAAAAGUUUAUUAAUCUUA
Molecule: messenger RNA, 905 nt
Organism: Leptidea sinapis
Lineage: Eukaryota; Metazoa; Arthropoda; Insecta; Lepidoptera; Pieridae
Gene: Gar1
Product: probable H/ACA ribonucleoprotein complex subunit 1
Exons: 1
Coding region: 122-796 (224 amino acids)
Biological process (GO): ribosome biogenesis; snoRNA guided rRNA pseudouridine synthesis
Cellular component (GO): box H/ACA snoRNP complex
Molecular function (GO): box H/ACA snoRNA binding
Source: RefSeq, a predicted model, not a curated record